GAUCCACCACUAUUAAAUGUCGCUUUGAAAUGGCGGACGUUUAGGGGGAGUGUCUCGCAAAAAUUUGUAUUACAGGAUAUUUUAUACGCAAUAAGAUAAUAUUUCCUAUUCGUACAUUCCGAUAAAAGACUGAUUAACAUUGUAUAAAAGUGGAAAAAGAUGGCUUGGAGGUUUAAAGCUUCAAAAUACAAAAAUGCGGCACCAAUUGUGCCCAAGCCUGAAGCAUGUAUUCGAGAUAUAUGUGUCGGGUCAUACCAAACAUAUGGGAACAACAUUUGUGCUUCUGCAGCAUUUAUGGCCUUCAAUUGGGAGCAUGUGGGGUCCAGUCUUGCUGUGCUGCCACUCGAUGACUGUGGAAGAAAGAGUAAAACAAUGCCAUUGCUCCAUGCUCAUUCAGAUACCAUAACGGAUAUGGAAUUCUCACCGUUCCAUGAUGGUUUACUACUUACAGGGUCCCAGGAUUCAUUGGUGAAAGUGUGGCAUAUCCCACCGGAGGGUCUCAAGGAGUCGCUCUCCACAGCUGAAUGCACGCUCUCACAGAAGCAGCGGCGAGUAGAGAAUGUUGGAUUUCACCCAGUGGCCGAUGGGUUGAUACAUGUCGCAUCCGGCCAUGAAUUUGCUUUAUGGGAUUUGACCAAGCAGAAAGAAGCUUUUGUGAACAAAGAUCACGGCGAGGUGAUUCAGUCGUCAUCGUGGAAAAAAGAUGGGCGGCUGAUCGCGACCUCUUGCAAGGAUAAGAAAGUGCGCAUCAUUGACCCUCGUGCGUCGAGCGCUGUACUCGAUGUCGCCAACAGCCAUCAGAAUAUCAAAGACAGCAGGAUCGUCUGGUUGGGGGAUCAGGAUCGUAUUUUAACCACAGGAUUCGACUCUGCCAGACUGAGACAGAUUAUGAUUCGAGAUGUUCGUAACCUCUCGCAAACCCAGAAGACCUUGGAACUGGACUGUUCCACUGGUAUCCUGAUGCCGUUGUUCGAUCCUGACACCAACAUGUUGUUUUUGGCGGGGAAGGGAGAUACCACUAUUCUCUACAUGGAGUUGACGGAUCGCGAGCCAUACCUCAUCGAGGGGUUGAGACACUCUGGCGAGCAGACUAAAGGCGCAUGUCUCGUGCCGAAGCGCGCUCUCCGCGUGAUGGAGGCCGAGGUGAACAGAGUGCUGCAGCUCGCGGGCUCCACUGUGGUGCCCAUUAUGUACCAAGUACCCAGAAAGAGCUAUCGGGACUAUCACGCUGACUUAUACCCGGAGACCAGCGGCGCGGUGACGUACCUGAGCGCUCCCAUGUGGCUGCAGAACCAGGACUACCCGCUGCCCAGCAUCUCCAUGCAUCCAGACGCCAAUAAUACACAGGUACACAGAGGAAAUUUGGAGGAGGUUGUAACAACGAUCUUGGCGAUGCCGCCGCUAAAGAAAAUCGAUGCCAAGAAACCUAUCACUCCAGUUCAAGUUGAGGAACCAGUUAAACCGGUAGCUAAACCUCAAUCAGAACCCAAAGACGAGGACCGCAUAGAUUUCGUCAACGUUAAAGACUUAAUCAAAGACAUGGAACGUCAAAAGAGUAAGGAGCCCAAAACCACAGAUUACUCCAAAGAGACAAAUGGUUUCCACAAAAAGAUUAUCGAUAACGGCCAUGACAACUUUAUCGAUAAGAAAGUUCUAGAUGCUGAACCGGAAAUUGUUGAAAAUAUCGAAAAGAUAGACGAAGAUAAUGAAAAGACCAUGGAGAAUAAUGAGAAGACCAUUUAUAGGGCUGAAAAGACGAUAGAAAAGAACGACAGCUCUGAUUCUGUGGAGAGUUCUCUGUCAAGGAGCAAUAGUCUUAUCAAUGGGAUGCCUGUACAAGUGCCAAAGCCGUUGCCAAGAUCUUCGAUUUCAGAGCCAGGCUCGGGAGAAGAGCAUUCAGAAGCUCCUAAGCCCAAACCUAGAACAACUACAGUACCAAUUUCUGGUUAUAAGCCUCGCCUGGGCCCGAAACCAUUCUCCACGUCGUCCGGCAGCGAAGACUUCUCCUUUGACAAAGUGUUCUCAGUGCCGGCCGUUCCCGGCAUGACUAAAUCUGAUUCUGCAACAUCGCCAAUCACAACAGCGGGUACGCCGAUGACGUCUACGCCCACCGCGAAGGAGUCUUCAGAGGAGAAAGACAAGUCUCUCUCUCCGACUAGCGACGUGGAGGUCGCUACUAAAGAGGAAUAUAUAAAUGGCAAAUCGGAUACAAGCUUAGAAGAAGAAGUGAACUCAUCGGACUCUGGGUACAGACCCAAGACACCGAGCACAGCCGAGAGGCGAAAACUAUUCGAGACUACCGACGGAAACCAGUCGAUAGCAGAACGACGGCGCGCGUACGAAGCCCGUUCUGUGAGCGUCGCCGUCGAGUCCGAUACGCCGCCGUCGCCCGCGCCGCUCAGACGCAGAGACUCGCUAAAGUCCCGCAAAAGUCCAGAGCGUGAGGACAAACGCGCUUCGGUGCCUAAUGUUACCACCAAGAGGACGUCAACUGUGUUUGGUAAAGUAUCAAAAUUCCGCCACUUGAAGGGCACGCCCGGCCACAAGUCGACGUGUGUUGAAAACAUCAAGAACAUUAGCAGGCAGAUCUCUGGAGAGUGUAAUGGGUUUUAUGCGAACGGUGUCCGGUGCGCGGUGCCGCUGAGCGGCGGCGGCGGCCGCAUCGGCGUGGUGGAGCUGCCGGGCGGCGCCACGCCGGCGGCGCGCGCAGCCGCCGCGGCGCCGGGCGGCGUGGCGCCGGCCGCGCUGCUGCACGCCGCGCCGCUGCAGGACUGGGCCUGGGACCCGCACUGCGACCGCCGGCUGCUCGUCGCCUGCGACGACGGGCUUGUGCGCGAGUGGAUCCUGCCCGACGGAGGCCUCCAAGAAUCAACGAACGAACCAGCCCGUACGUUCGCCGCCCACCCCGACAAGAUCUACCUGAUCCGAUUCCACCCGACCGCGUCCGAUCUUCUGACCACCGCCGCCCACGAUCUCACCGUGAAGAUAUGGGACCUCAGCGAGGAGGAGCCGAAAGUUGCAAUCACUCUCACUGGUCAUACAGAUCAGAUCUUCGCUAUCGACUGGUCACAAAGUGGAGAGUACCUCGCUACUGUAUGCAAGGAUGGACUUGUCAGGAUAUUCGAGCCGCGAGCAUCGCCAGAGGCGCUUCGCAGUGGCCGCGGGCCGCCCGGGGGAAGAGGAGCUCGCGUGGUGUGGGCGCUCGGCGAUACGCGGCUCGUCGUCACCGGCUUCGACAAAGUAUCGGAGCGUCAGAUCCUGCUGUACUGUGCCAGCGACCUGUCGGCGCCGCUGUGCACGGUGGGGCUGGACGUGUCGCCCGCCAUAUUGCAGACCUACAUCGACCACGAUUCAGGCACGCUCUUCCUCACAGGACGGGGCGACUCGACGAUCUACUGCUACGAGGUGGCGUGCGAGGCGCCGUACGUGGCGCCACUGUCGCACCACCGCGCCGCCUCGCUGCACCAGGGCAUCGCCUUCCUGCAGAAGAACAUGGUCGCCGUCGAUAAGGUUGAAUUUGCACGAGCGUUGCGACUUACAAACGGAAAUAUCGAGCCGCUGUCGUUCACAGUGCCCAGGAUAAAGAGCGAGCUGUUCCAAGACGACCUGUUCCCGCCGACGGCGGUGACGUGGGAGCCGUGGCAGUCGGCUAAGGACUGGCUCGCGGGACGAACUGCGCCGCCGCGUACUGUCAGUCUGCAACCGCCUGGCAUGGAGCCGCUAUCCGCUCAUACGACACCCGCCACGCCGCGGCCUGAGAAGCCUCAGCAGAAACCCAAACCAGACUUGAUCAAGUCGCACGUACCCCUGGACCCCAAGGAGAAGCAGGAUAGUAUAAUGAAGUCGAUGAGCGCCAGAGUGCAGAUGGAUCUCAAGUUGGAACAGGACAGUAUGGAGGGGGUGGAAGAGGCCGAGUGGGACCAUUAGGGCUCCGAAGUGCAAUUGUAGCUUAGUAUCGAGGCUCCCCUACAUGGCCGUUAAACAACACAAUCAGUCUAUCGCCUGUGCUAGACCCAGAGAAAACAGGCACAUAAGACGAGAUAAAAAAGUAUUAUAAACAUCACAAAGGUAACGUUUAUAGGCAACUAAACUGAUGUAAAAAGGCAAUAUUUCAGUGGUAUAUUUCUCAAGGAGCAAGUAUUAAUUUUCAAUUACUGUCCAGCCCCACAAAGAAAUAUAUUUAAUCACCAAUCAAUGUGCAAUGCAUAUUUUGCAUUUAAUCAUUGACAACUGAAUGGUGAGAUUUUUAUAAGGGGAUAGGAUACAAAAAGCCAGAGGCACGUCUGAACACAAUAUAAAAUUAUCCAAAACUAUUUAGAGAUUCUCCACAUUUGUCCUAUAGUCAUGUCGUGUCCUGUAAGAAUCAGUUGAUACAAUUAUUUUAAAAAUUAAUUAAAGUGAGUAUUUUUGGUGUUUGUUUUUGUGCCUAAUGGUAAAUUCGUGAUGGGGCCUUGAACACCAUAACCGUUAUUUCAUAAUAGAACCCAACAGGUUGUAAUAAUGGAACAGCAAUAUUUUCUAGAACUUUUUCCCUGAGUAACCUACGCUAUGAGAAAUAGUUCACUUUUAAAUAUUCUAGCUAUAACGAUAUUAGUAUUUUAGUGUAGGUGAAUACAUCUUUACUCGCACAUAAUUGUAUAAUAAGGUUUUAUAAAUUUAUACGAAGUGUAUAAAAAAAAAUUUGUCCCUGUCGCCACGCGGAUACAAAGUAUCAAGAAGGAGCGCACCCAACAUAUUUUUACACAUUUUUAUAAUAUUGGCAUUGGAUAUAAGUCUAAUGGACUUCGUACAUGGUCAAACGGCUUGAAUUAAUCACGUAUCCAUUGCUGCUUGCAGACAAAGAAAUAUUUUAUAUCUGUUGUGUAAGCAGUAAUGUAUGCGCCAAGGGGUGACAAAGAAACUCAAUAUCACAUUUAUAUUCGUAAAAAUAAUAAAAAUAAAACUAAAUAGACGUUAAAUUACCAAUGCGCCGCUAGAUGGCGUUGUAUAAAAGUUAAACAUGUUAUCAUUAUGUUUCUCUCUAAAUAUUAAUUUCGUAGCAAUCUUUCUUUUAGGACAAUUAGACCCUAAAAAGGUCGUGAGUUCGAAUUUUGGUGUAUUUUUGGUGACUAAUCUGCGGUGAGCAGAAGUCUGUAUUAAAUUUAAUUUUAAAACUUAGUUGAACAAUUCUACAGUAUUUUGCCCACUCGAAAAUUUUUCGGUACUCACUUCAGAAAACGAGCGAAGCUUAGCAAAAAUGUCUGAGAAUACAUACAUUAUUAAGAGGGCAGGCUCCCCCUAGAAAUUAAUCUUUAAUACGCCAAUAAGGAUACGUGAUUGAUUGAAGCAGUUUCAUCAACUAUAGAACCCUUAACGCUAUUAUCAAAAUAGCGGUGGGUUUUUUGUGUGUGUUUUUAAGUAACCACCUUGGAUUCCUGUCGUUUGACACGAGAAUAAAUGCUAUUGCGAUCUCAGGAUAUGACCAAACUAUACCUGUGACAACCAUGCUCAUUGUAAUGCUCAUUUUUUUUGUAAAAAUAUGCAUUUUUAUUGUGACGCGACUCGUGUUGAUAUUUGUCUGCAUUGAAGUUUAAUAUUCGAGGUAUGUACGUAUAUAUAGAUAUCCUACUAUACUUCAUCAUCAUCAUCAUAUCAUGAUGAAGAUGAUGACAGAUUUCUUACUAUUAUUUUGCAUAGAAGCAGCCGGUCGUAAAACUAUAAGCCAAAUCUUUUUGUAAUAUGGAUAAAAACAUAUUACGCCGACCACAAACAAUAAUUGGGAUAAGGGUAGGAAGGUGAUGAUUUUGCAUAGUAUAAUUGUUAGAUUCGCUGUAAAUCUCGUACCACUAUGUAGACAUACUCAUAUUCCUUGGGUACCUCUGUUCCAUUCGUGUUUCAACCGUGAAGCAGCUGUGUUUGCAUGGCUGUGUUUCGGUUUGAAGGGUGGGAUAUGGCGUGAAUUUACUGGGUACAGAGGAACAACACCUGAGUCCUCAGGAAUGGCAACGCAUGGGGGGGUAUCAUGGGCGAAACAGUAUACUCUGUUAUGUCCAUGGUACUGCUCGUGUCUAUAGGCGACGGUUACCACUUUCCAUCAGGUGGGCCGUCAGCUUGUUGGCCAUUCUAAGUUGUAUAAAAAAAAAAUCCUUUAUAAAACUUAUUAAAAAAUGAAUAUUGAGUGAAUUUUUAUAUUUAUAUCAUUUGUGGUGUUAACAUAAACCAAUGAACGUUUACAAUAUUAUUAAAAUUUGAAAUGUGUAUAAAUACAAUAUUAUUGUAUUGAUACACAUUUCAAAUAUUAAAAAAAAAAAAAAAACUGUUCCUUUAGUCCUUUUUUUUAUUACUAUGUUAUUAAAUGGAUAUAUUGUUAUUUUAUAUUCUUUAUAUUGAUAUUUGUAAAAGAGGAUUAAUAGAAAAUACUAAAUAAUCAUUGAUUUGAGCUUCUUACAUUCGAAUGACGCUACGACUUAGGUUUUUAUGUAGCAAAUAUAAAAUCACUAAAUAGUAUAAAACAAAGUCGCUGUCGCUGUCUGUCUGUCCCUAUGUAUGCUUAAAUCUUUAAAACUAUUCAACGGAUUUUGACGCGUUUUUUUUUUAAUAGAUAGAGUGAUUCAAGAGGAAGGUUUAUAUGUUUAAUACAUGCAUAAUAUUGUAGAGAAACAUUGAUAAUUUUAGAGGUUUCUAAUGUGAUGUCGUAAAUAAACACAUUUAUUAGCAUUUCACCCGUGCGAUGCCGGGGCGGGUGUCUAGUAUACUAAUAUAUAAGUAAAAUUACAGUGUAAUUUAAUAUUAUUUUUUUUAAUACAUUUAUCAACACAACUCGACGUCCAAUAAAAUUGCAGUGUUUCCAACAUUUGCCAUAUAAAUGCAUUUAUUUAUAAUACUUACUAUUUAUAAUGUAACUAUACACGUAUGAUUUAUUUAUAUACUAUAAGCAAAUAUAGGGUAACUCAUUAGGGAAUUGACGCUGUAAUACCUAUAUUAUUUCAUUAGUAAUUAUACACAAGUGUUUUGGAAUCGUUGAUUAUUAUUGUUUAUAAUUAUUAACUGUAAUUUUUUUUAAAACGUGUGUAAAGGGAAAUUUUAUGCUGUGACAUAAAGCGCUAUAUGCCCUCUGAGGAAGAUUUCUAAAUGAAGUCGAUAUAUAUAUAUAUAUAUAUAUGUAUA
Molecule: messenger RNA, 7146 nt
Organism: Galleria mellonella (greater wax moth)
Lineage: Eukaryota; Metazoa; Arthropoda; Insecta; Lepidoptera; Pyralidae
Gene: pod1
Product: coronin-7
Exons: 24
Coding region: 160-3927 (1255 amino acids)
Molecular function (GO): protein binding
Source: RefSeq, a predicted model, not a curated record